AUGGCCGGCUCCCAGCUCAAGCGCCUAAAGGCGUCGUUGAGAGAACAAGGAAUUACAGGUCCUCAAAAGUCCAAGAAGCAGCGACGGAAGCUGGCUCAAGAUGACCAGUCUCGGAACGAAAAGCGUCUGCAGAGAGGCGUUGUUCUGGAGGGCAUCCGAGAGCAAUUCAAUCCGUUCGACCUCAAGCAUGCUGCGCGCGGGCCCAAAUUCGAGGUGACUACCAAUAGGCCGAAGCCUGGAAACGGUGCCAUCAAGGGACGGCCUGGUUUGGCCAAAGCUGCCGCGGAGGAAAAGCGCAAGCAAACCCUCCUCGUGGAUAUGCAGCGCCGUCACAAGGUCGGUGGUAUUCUAGAUCGGCGAUUCGGCGAGAACGACCCAACGAUGACUCCUGAAGAAAAAAUGCUGGAAAGAUUUGCCAGAGAAAAGCAGAAAUCACACAAGAAGAAUUCUCUUUUUGAUCUGGAGGACGACGAGCCAAUGGAUGGCUUGACACAUAUGGGACGAACCUUGGCCUUUGAUGACCAGGAAGACCUGGUGGACGACUUUAACGAAGGUGAUCUCGAGGAGGAUGGCGAAGACAGUGAUGGAUCAAGCCGCGAGAAGCGACUUAAGCGUCUGCGCGCCAUCAUUGCAGCAGGUGAGGAGGAGGGCGAUGAGGGGGAACCCGAGCGCAAAAAGACAAAGAAAGAGGUCAUGGAAGAAGUCAUCGCAAAAUCAAAGCUUCAUAGAUACGAGCGACAGGCGGCCAAGGAUGAUGACGAUGACCUCCGGAUGCAGCUCGACAAGGAACUUUUCGAUAUCCGACAACUGCUUACUUCUGGUCUCAAUGGUGCAAAGCACCAGGAGAAUAUGCCAUUAUCUGCCAUUGCAGGUGUCGAACGAGACACCUUUGACAAGAAUUUCGAUAUUGAAGUCAAACGACUGGCUCAAGAUAAGAGGGCGCAGCCAUCCAAUCGCACCAAGACAGACGAGGAAAAGGCAGAAGAAGAGUCCACCCGACUCAAGAAACUUGAGGAAAAACGCCAGAAGCGCAUGAUGGGUGAAGAAGUAUCAGACAGCGAUGACGACGAAGACGAAAAGAAACGUGACGCUUCUGGCGAUAUGGACGCUGCUGAAGAGGAGGAGGAGGAGGAUGGAUUCGGCCUGGGACAGGGUAUCAAGACUAGACCAACAGCGACCGAGCUGGGCUUCGAUGACGAAGAUGAUUUCAUCAUCGAAGACGACCUGGUGGCUAGUGGAUCCGAUUUAGAUCUCGCGGACAGUGACGACGACUUUGACAAUGACGGAGAAGAAGAAGAUGAUGAUGGCUCUACCGGCCAAGUUGAGAAUAACGAAGACGACGAUGACGAAUUUACAAAGGGUUUGUUGAACGAAGCAGAAAUCAAAAACCCCAUAUUUCAAGCAAACUUCUCUUCCAACGACAAGAACGACGAGGACGGAUUACCAUUCACAUUCCCUUGCCCUCAAUCAUGCUCCGAGUUUGUGUCCAUCACCAAAGAUUACGACCACGCAAAUCUGCCAAAAAUUGUCCAGCGCAUUCGAGCGCUACACCAUCCCAAACUUGACAGCAAGAACAAGGAGAGACUAGCAAAUUUCGCUGUGGCCUUGGUGGAUUUUGUGGCUCUUCCUUGGAAUGCAGAGACAUCACCACCUUUCUCCGUCUUGGAAAGCCUUGUGCGUCACAUUCACUCUCUUUCCAAGAUGUUUCCAAUCGAAAUUGCCAGGCAGUUCCGGCAUCACCUUGGAGAGAUCAGCCAGACUCGGCCCAUUGCGCUGCAGCCUUCGGACUUGACGCUCCUUACAGCGAUUGGAACCAUAUUCCCAACGUCCGAUCAUUUCCACCAGGUUGUAACCCCAGCAAUGCUAACAAUUGGCCGGUACAUUGGCCAGAAGGUGCCUCGAGAGAUGUCGGAUUACGCCAUCGGGACAUAUUUGUCCAUCCUAGGCUUGCAGUAUCAGCAAUUGGCCAAGCGUUAUGUUCCUGAGGUGAUGAAUUUUUCUCUCAACACAAUCUGCUCCCUUUCACCAACAGCCCCAUCGCUUCUCUUGGGUAACUUUCCGGUACACGAACCUCCAGCCGGAAGCCGCAUUCAAAAAGCCAGGGCUGUUGAGUUAAAGCGUCUAAACUUCUCCGAUUGCUUGCCUGAAAAUUCGCAGGAGGGCGGCAAGGCUCUUAAAAUUUCUCUGCUCACCACAUCCAUUCAACUACUCGACGCCGCUGCAGACUUGUGGACGGGCAGGUCUUCGUUUUUGGAGACUUUUAGCCAAGCAAUUGACGUUUUGAAGCACGUCAACAGCAAGGCAUCACGCGAGCAUCUCCCUGUAGCCGUCAGUGAGAAAGCAGAGAGACUAGAGGAAAAGCUGAAGCGGAUGUCUCGAGUUUCACAGCUAUCCCGUCGGCCACUAGAGCUUCACCAUCACAAGCCCCUCGCGAUCAAGACAUAUAUACCCAAGUUCGAGGAGACGUUUGAUCCUGAUAAGCACUAUGAUCCCGAUCGUGAGAGGGCGGAAAUGGCCAAACUCAAGGCCGAGCACAAGAAGGAGCGCAAGGGCGCCAUGCGGGAGCUGCGGAAGGACGCCAACUUCAUGGCGAGAGAGAAUCUCCGGAUCAAGAAGGCGAAGGACGAAGCUUACGAGAAGAAGUACAAGAGGCUCGUUGCAGAGAUUCAGAACGAGGAGGGACGAGAAGCGAAUGCGUACGAGAGGGAGGCCAAGGCACGGAAGCGA
Molecule: messenger RNA, 2727 nt
Organism: Trichoderma virens Gv29-8
Lineage: Eukaryota; Fungi; Ascomycota; Sordariomycetes; Hypocreales; Hypocreaceae
Exons: 2
Biological process (GO): maturation of SSU-rRNA
Cellular component (GO): Noc4p-Nop14p complex; small-subunit processome; nucleolus
Source: RefSeq, a predicted model, not a curated record